CCACCUGCUCGUUGGUUGGCAAACUAACUUUUAACAGCACAAGAGAAAAGUAGGCGAUGCAAUCGAAGUACACUCUAACAACAAAACCCAAAAUCUUGUGGUAAAGAAGAAUGUUAUUUGUUGUUGGUGCUUCAAACCUGUAAACACUCCUACACUACCAUCUUCCCUUAAUUUCUCCGCCAAUUUUCUUCUUCCUAUAAAAAAUUAAUCAAACACCCAACUUCUCUGUCUCAUCCAUCUUUCUACCAGUGGCAAUUUCCAAUGGCUACUAGCAUUCAGUCUUUGGGUGCUUCAUCAUAUUUCUCUUCUGUCAAUUUAAUCGAUUCCAGGAAUUUUCAUGGAAGGAAAGUUGGGUUUGUGUUAGUAAGAUCGGACCUCAAUGCGAAACGUGGCUUGAUGUCAGGCCGUUGUCGGACUGGGAAAUUGGUUUCUCAGGCUGUUUCUACACCAGCAGCUUCUACCGCGCCUUUAAAAACCGGGCAUGAGGUCUUGCUCUUCGAAGCACUUCGUGAAGGUUUUGAUGAGGAAAUGGAAAGGGAUGCUCGCGUAUGUGUCAUGGGUGAAGAUGUGGGACACUAUGGUGGAUCUUACAAGGUUACUAAAGGACUGGCCCCAAAAUAUGGAGUUCUUAGGGUUCUUGACACCCAAGCGCUGAAAAUUCCUUCACGGGAAUGGGCAUUGGAGCUGCUAUGACUGGCUUAAGGCUUGUUAUUGAGGGAAUGAAUAUGGGAUUCCUAUUAUUGGUAUUCAACCAAAUCUCGAACAACUGUGGCAUGCUGCAUUACACUUCCGGUGGCCAAUUUACCAUUCCUGUGAUCAUUCGUGGCCCUGGUGGUGUUGGACGGCAGCUCAGGGCUAAACAUUCACAACGGAUUGAGUCUUACUUCCAAUCAAUUCCCGGUAUCCAAUUGGUUGCAUGCUCCACCCCUUACAAUGCUAAAGGACUAAUGAAAGCCGCAAUUAGGAGUGAGAACCCUGUUAUUCUUUUUUAGCAUGUUCUGCUUUAUAACCGCCAAUUUCCAGUUUAUCUCUUUGAUUAACAAAUUUUAUCAAUCUAAGGGUGUUUCUGGGAAUUCAGUCAUUAAAAACGGGGACAAGAUCGUCAAUCUAGCCUGCAAAUGUUUACAUGUUGGCAACUCGCUGUUGACUUCGUAUUACAGCUCAAUCAGAUACGUUUGAUGAGAUGGCAUGAUAGAGUUACGGUCGUUGCUCUCCGUCUGUAAAGCGACGUUGCUCUCGGUCAGUUUGGCGAAAGGCCUAGUUGUCCGGCCUUUGUAAAUGUACGUAAAAAGGCCUUGAAGCCCAUUAAUUUAAUGUGUGUAACCUUUCUUUCUUUCUUAUAAGCCCAUUGUAUGCCCAUUAUUUUAAGGCCUUUUAGUUUUCUUUCUUAUAAGACCAUUAUAUGCCCAUUGUUUUAAGGCUUCUAUUCUUUCUUUCUUAUAAGACCAUUAUAUGCCCAUUGUUAUAAUUGCAAAUAAUU
Molecule: messenger RNA, 1480 nt
Organism: Chenopodium quinoa (quinoa)
Lineage: Eukaryota; Viridiplantae; Streptophyta; Magnoliopsida; Caryophyllales; Amaranthaceae
Product: pyruvate dehydrogenase E1 component subunit beta-3, chloroplastic-like
Exons: 4
Coding region: 262-693 (143 amino acids)
Biological process (GO): pyruvate decarboxylation to acetyl-CoA
Molecular function (GO): pyruvate dehydrogenase (acetyl-transferring) activity
Source: RefSeq, a predicted model, not a curated record